CGUUUUCAACAUCGGGAGUCACCAUGACACCAGAAUCAACCAAAGACACAAUGGAAACAACUACAGCUAUGUCCUCAGGUGUAACAGAAACUUCAACCAGUACCUCGCCGGAAACAAGUCCCUCACAACCUUCUACGAUUACCAGUGAGCCUGCCACUACAAAUGAACUAACUUCAGCAGUCACAGACGGGCAAAUAUCUUCCACAACCGUUGGACUCUCAUCUACCCAGAGAACUGAAAGUACAACUGCAGACCCAACUGUCUCCACAACUGCAGCGGGAACGACCCCUGAAGAACACACAACAACGUUAGAAAUGACAACAAUUUCAGCUGAAGCAUCUACCACUGUUACACAAGAACCAUCAGCUAGCCCGGAGACUGUAACAAGCCUGUCUCCCACAAUUACUUCUGAUCACACAUCAGUGCCCUCUGAUAUUACAAGUGAGUCAUUACCUAGCACUGCUGGUACCUCAACAUCAAGUGAGAAAUCAACAACUUCUGAAGCAAACACAUCUGCUGAAGAAUCGAUAGCGACCUCAGCUAGUUUAACAAGUGCAACUGUGGAAGCUACGUUUUCAACAUCGGAAGUGACAAUGACACCAGAAACAGCCAAAGACACAAUGGAAACAACUACAGCUAUGUCUUCAGGUGUAAGAGAAACUUCAACCAGUACCUCGCCGGAAACAAGUCCCUCACAACCUUCUACGAUUACCAGUGAGCCUGCCACUACAAAUGAACUAACUUCAGCAGUCACGGACAGGCAAACAUCUUCCACAACCGUUGGACUCUCAUCUACCCAGAGAACUGAAAGUACAACUGCAGACCCAACUGACUCCACAACUGCAGUGGGAACGACCCCUGAAGAACGCACAACAACGUUAGAAAUGACAAGUAUUCCUGCUGAAGCAUCUACCACUGCUGCACAAGAACCAUCAGCUAGCCCGGAGACUGUAACAAGCCUGUCUCCCACAAUUACUUCUGAUCACACAUCAAUGCCCUCUGACGUUACAAGUGAGUCAUUACCUAGCACUGCUGGUACCUCAACAUCAAGUAAGGCAUCAACAACAACUUCUGAAGAAAGCACAUCUGCUGAAGAAUCAACAUCGACCUCAGCUGGUUUAACAAGUGCAACUGUGGAAGCUACGUUUUCAACAUCGGAAGUGACAAUGACACCAGAAACAGCCAAAGACACAAUGGAAACAACUACAGCUAUGUCUUCAGGUGUAAGAGAAACUUCAACCAGUACCUCGCCGGAAACAAGUCCCUCACAACCUUCUACGAUUACCAGUGAGCCUGCCACUACAAAUGAACUAACUUCAGCAGUCACGGACAGGCAAACAUCUGCCACAACCGUUGGACUCUCAUCUACCCAGAGAACUGAAAGUACAACUGCAGACCCAACUGACUCCACAACUGCAGUGGGAACGACCCCUGAAGAACGCACAACAACGUUAGAAAUGACAAGUAUUCCUGCAGAAGCAUCUACCACUGCUGCACAAGAACCAUCAGCUAGCCCGGAGACUGUAACAAGCCUGUCUCCCACAAUUACUUCUGAUCACACAUCAAUGCCCUCUGACGUUACAAGUGAGUCAUUACCUAGCACUGCUGGUACCUCAACAUUAAGUAAGGCAUCAACAACAACUUCUGAAGAAAGCACAUCUGCUGAAGAAUCAACAUCGACCACAGCUGGUUUAACAAGUGCAACUGUGGAAGCUACGUUUUCAACAUCGGGAGUGACAAUGACACCAGAAACAGCCAAAGACACAAUGGAAACAACUACAGCUAUGUCCUCAGGUGUAACAGAAACUUCAACCAGUACCUUGCCGGAAAGCCUGUCUCCCACAAUCACUUCUGGGCACACAUCAGUGUCCUCUGACGUUACAAGUGAGUCUCUAACAAACACUGCUGGUACCUCAACUCCAAGUAAGGCAUCAACAACUUCUGAAGCAAACACAUCUGCUGAAGAAUCGAUAGCGACCUCAUCUAGUUUAACAAGUGCAACUGUGGAAGCUACGUUUUCAACAUCGGGAGUGACUAUGACACCAGAAUCAACCAAAGACACAAUGGAAACAACUAUAGCUAUGUCCUCAGGUGUAACAGAAACUUCAACCAGUACCUCGCCGGAAACAAGUCCCUCACAACCUUCUACGAUUACCAGUGAGCCUGCCACUACAAAUGAACGAACUUCAGCAGUCACGGAAGGGCAAGUAUCAGCCCCAACCAUUGGACUCUCCUCUACCCAGAGACCUGAAAGUACAACUGCAGACCCAACUGACUCCACAACUGCAGCGGGAACGACCCCUGAAGAACACACAACAACAUGUAACCAGGACUACUGGUACCUAGGCUCCGACUGCUACGGUCCUAUCCUGAAGAGGGACCUCUAUGCCGCGUUACUGACCCUGGCAGGACUGGUGAUAGCAGCCGUGGGGGUCGUGGUGGUCUACGUGCCCUGGCAUAGACGACAAUUACAUAGGGUGAAAGACAUCCAUACUGAACAAGUUAACCAGUGGCUGGAGGAAGACUUUGAAUGGCCCAACAGGCCAAAUACAGGUGGCCACUUGGUUGGUUCAAGUAGUACCACAGUCCUAACAGAGAAUGAGCCUAACCCACCUUAUGGUGGCCGAGUGGGCUUGCAGUACGACGCAGAGAGAGAUUCCCUGUCAUCCUCCAGUACAAGGCUGCCAUCUCCCUACCAUGGAACACAGGCACAGGUGUCCAGGAGGAGGUCUGAGACCAUCUGCCGUGACUACAGUUCCUGGGGCGCUGAUAGGGACGCCAUUCAAGUCAUACAGACUACUGCCACCUCGUCAGGGCAACAUUUUACAAUGAGUGACCCUGGCAGCCAAUCAGAGCUUAGGAUCAGCAUACCGGAGAUAAGGACUUACUCUGAGAUCUAGUGGGACACCUUCAACUCUUAAACAGAAUUGGACAAAGAAGAGGAUAAUACAUUUAAAGAAGUGUUUCUCAUUGACCAACGGAAUAAAACAGACAGAAAAUGUAUCUCUAACGGACAGUCUCCUCUUUGGGAGCCGAAGCCUGAAUAACGGUUGCGGGACAAUGCUUUAUUAACACUACACAGGAUUGUCCAAAGAAGUGUGGUUUCCAUGGACUCACUGAUACAGGAGUAUGUGAAACCAAACCUCAGGUUCCUUAAUGGAAUAAUCUGCUCUCAACUCUAUUACCUAUCAGGAUAUCUAAGGAAACAACAUGUUUUAUAUGCUGUACUUCAGUGAUGCAUGUUUACAAUAAGUCUGCCCAAUGAUAUAUGUUACUUAUACCAGUUUACCAAUUAGCAUGGCUUGUUUUGCACUUUGGUACUACUUUGGUACUAAAACUAAUGAACGUAAAUAAUGUUGUAAUAUCACAUGUAUAUAAUAAUAUGGCCUAACAAUCUGUCUGUAUAUAGAACAGAUAUUGCACAGUGGUAGUUCUUACACACGCAAAACAUAUUUAAAAUGUGUACCAAAAACUAAGUUAUUUCCCAACUCAUUUUUGUAAACUGCAUAAUGUUAAACCAAUAAUACACUUGCAAAUUCUGUUUAAAAAAUAUAUAGAACAAUAAUCGCAACUGAUGAAGUUGGCAGUCAAAUGAACAAUGAAUGAAUGCCAAAGUGAGCCAUUUCUGAUCAAAUAAAUACUGCUGUAUUGUGACUGUAUAUCUCCUUCUUUACCAAUAAAGUGCUUACGAACAUUCUAUGAAAUCCUCAA
Salmo salar (Atlantic salmon) is the source of this 3711-nucleotide messenger RNA. RefSeq lists its product as uncharacterized. The record is from RefSeq and is a predicted model, not a curated record. Lineage: Eukaryota; Metazoa; Chordata; Actinopteri; Salmoniformes; Salmonidae.